Acanthosepion pharaonis is the source of this 660-nucleotide messenger RNA. NCBI's taxonomy places the organism in Eukaryota, Metazoa, Mollusca, Cephalopoda, Sepiida, Sepiidae. The record is from the annotation of a GenBank genome assembly.
AUGCUAUUUAAUUAUCAAAUUUCAUAUCUAUCUAUCUCAGUCUUCUCAUCUAUCUAUCUAUUCAUUCUAUUCAUUCAUCUAUAUCUCAGUCUGCUCAUAAAAAUAUCUAUCAUUCAUCUAUCUAUCUAUCUAUCUCAGUCUACUCAUAUCUAUCUAUCUAUCUAUCUCAAUCUGUUCAUCUCUCUCUCUCUCUUUCACUUUCUCGCUCUCUCUCUCUCUCUCUCUCUCUCUCGCUCUGUCUAUUUUUUAGUCUUUUUCUUCAUUUUUUUUCUUUCAAUAUUAUUCUUUGCUUAUUUCUCGUUCUUCCUUUAUUUUCUUCUUCUUCUCAUUCCUAUUACUUCUUUAGCUUCUUCGCUCUUUUAUAUCUUGUCAUUUUUCUUUUCAUCGCCAUAUUUCGUUUCUUUCUCCCUUUUUUGGUCUUCUAUUCAUUCAUUUUCAAGUUAUCUGAGUCGCUCAUUUUCUUCUUCUUCUUCUUCUUCUUUUUCUUCUUCAUCUUCUUCUUGCUUUCGUUCAUUUGUGAUUUUCUAUUUAUCUCUCCUCUUCAUCUUUUUUCUUCUUCUCCUUCUCCUUCUUUCCCUUCUCCUCUUCUUUUCCUCCUCCUCUCUUUUCUCUUUCUCCUCUUUCUCCUUCCCCUUCUUUUCUUCACGAGCAGGCAUAUAA